AUGGCGGCGGCGGCGGCGGCGGGUCGGCUAGGCUGGUUGCUCGCCGCGCUCUGCCUGGGCAACGCCGCCGGCGAGGCGGCGCCGGACCCGCGAGUGCUGGGCGUCUGUCUAGAGGAGGACGGAGCGGCGGGCGCGGGGUGGGCGCACGAAGGGGAGGUGCGGGCAGCGCCGGAGGCCACCUUCCGCUUGCGCCUCUUCGGCUCGGGCUUCUCCAACAGCUCCUGGUCCUGGGUGGCUCCUGAGGGGGCGGGUUGCCCCGAGGAGGCGGCAGCCCUCACGGGCGAGUGGCGCGCACUGCUGCGCCUGCGCGCCGAGGCCGCACGCCCGCACUCGGCGCUGCUGGCCGUGCGUGUGGAGCCGGGCGGCUCGGCGGCCGAGGAGGAGGCGCCGCCCUGGGCUCUGGGCCUGGGGGCGGCGGGGCUGUUGGCGCUGGCGGCUCUGGCGCGGGGCCUGCAGCUGAGCGCACUGGCGCUGGCGCCCGCCGAGGUGCAGGUGCUGCGCGAGAGCGGCUCGGAGGCGGAGCGUGCGGCGGCGCGGCGCCUGGAGCCUGCACGGCGCUGGGCGGGCUGCGCCCUGGGCGCGCUGCUGCUGCUGGCCAGCCUGGCCCAGGCGGCGCUGGCGGUUCUGCUGUACCGCGCGGCUGGCCAGCGCGCAGUCCCCGCCGUGCUAGGCAGCGCGGGGCUCGUGUUCCUGGUGGGCGAGGUGGUGCCGGCUGCCGUGAGCGGGCGCUGGACGUUGGCACUGGCGCCGCGCGCGCUGAUCCUCAGCCGCCUGGCGGUGCUGCUCACCCUGCCCGUGGCGCUGCCGGUGGGCCAGCUGCUGGAGCUGGCGGCGCGGCCAGGGAGGCUGCGCGAGCGCGUGCUGGAGCUGGCGCGCGGCGGCGGCGACCCCUACAGCGAUCUCAGCAAGGGCGUGUUGCCCUGCCGGACAGUGGAGGACGUGCUCACGCCCCUCGAGGACUGCUUCAUGCUGGAUGCCAGCACCGUGCUGGACUUCGGCGUCCUGGCCAGCAUCAUGCAGAGCGGCCACACGCGCAUCCCCGUGUACGAGGACGAGCGCUCCAACAUCGUGGACAUGCUCUACCUCAAGGACUUGGCUUUCGUGGACCCCGAAGACUGCACGCCGCUCAGCACCAUCACCCGCUUCUACAAUCACCCACUCCACUUCGUCUUCAACGACACCAAGCUGGACGCCGUCCUGGAGGAGUUCAAGCGAGGGAAGUCCCAUCUGGCCAUCGUGCAGAAGGUGAACAACGAGGGUGAAGGUGACCCCUUCUACGAGGUGCUGGGCCUGGUCACCCUGGAGGAUGUCAUCGAGGAGAUCAUUAAGUCUGAGAUCCUGGAUGAGUCUGAAGACUACCGAGACACUAUAAUAAAGAAGAAGCCUGCGUCUCUGAACGCCCCUCUCAGACAGAAAGAGGAGUUCUCCUUGUUCAAGGUGUCUGAUGACGACUAUAAAGUGAAAAUCUCACCUCAGCUGCUCUUGGCCACCCAGCGCUUCCUGUCCCGAGAGGUGGACGUCUUCAGCCCGCUGCGGGUCUCUGAGAAGGUCCUCCUGCACUUGCUGAAGCAUCCCAGCGUCAACCAGGAAGUGCGGUUUGACGAGAGCGACCGCCUGGCCGCCCACCACUACCUGUACCAGCGCAGCCGGCCGGUGGACUACUUCAUCCUCAUCCUGCAGGGCAGGGUGGAGGUGGAGAUCGGGAAGGAGGGCUUGAAGUUCGAAAAUGGGGCCUUCACCUACUACGGGGUUUCUGCCCUGACAGCGCCAUCCUCGGUUCACCAGUCCCCGGUGUCCUCGCUCCAGUCCAUCCGCUACGACCCACCGCCCGAGCCCGCUGACAGCACCCGCUUGUCUGCGUAUUGUCCCGACUACACCGUGAGGGCCCUCUCUGACCUGCAGUUCAUCAAGGUCACUCGGUUGCAGUACCUCAAUGCACUCCUGGCCACCCGUGCCCAGGCGCUGCCGCAGUCCCCGGAGAACACGGAGCUUCUGGCCAUCCCCGGCAGCCAGACCAGGCUCCUCGGUGACAAGGCGGCCACAGCCCCAGGAUCCAACCACAGCAGACCCGGCCUCCCAGCAGAGGAGAGCCCCGGGCGGAACCCGGGAGUUUAGCCGCUUGUCAAGCAGCCCCAGGUCUGGGGAAUAGACAAGCACGUGGGGAACUGGAGCAAGCCGGAAAGCAGCUUCCUGCCAGCCCAUCCCGUCCCCUGCGGGCCACGUUUUAGAUGGCCUUGUACGUGCAGGUCCUGGCUGUCCUCCGAACCAGACAUCAGUGCCAGGAGCCUUCAGCAGGUUCUGCCUCCCCACCCCUAGAACACGAGGGUCAGUGGGGGCCAGCCCUCCAGGUCUGCUGCCGAAUGGAGUGAAAGGAACAGCGUCAUCUCCAGUCCCCGGGGCCAGCUUCCCUGUGACAGUGUCUUUAUACCUCUCCGGCCAGGCCACGAUGUGAGCGCGGUAACUGCCUUCCUGUGGCCGUGACCUGCACUCUCUCUGCUUCAUUUGCCAACCUUCUGCUGCUGGCAGCACCUCUUGAGCAAACCGAGCGCACCAUGUGGGCUGGGGGUUCACAUCCGUGGGCUUGGCCACGCCAGCCUUGCUGGCUUCCCUUAUGACACCAUGCUUCCAGGCAUGUGCGAAAGCUGGAAGCUGUGUCCUCCAGGCCCGCUGCCUCCCAUGGAGGUGGCUUUUCCUGCCCUGUCCCAAGCCCAGAGCGAGCACACUGGCCCCUGCGGGGUUCAAGAGCCCCUUCUUCCUGCCGCUCCUCCACCUGCCUGGCUCAGUGGCACUAACAGUAUUGUUUUCCGUGUGUUAAGCAGAGGUCACAGGUGGGGGGAAGGGAUUGCUGUGAUGCACCUGAUCCGUUGUCGUUAGAUCCCAGAGUGGGUCGCUGGAGGCCCCCGGGGUGCUGUGUGCCUGGAAAGCGCAUGGAGAGCAGCAAGGGAGGCAGGGCUGGGUAUGGACCAGGUAGACCCCCGUCACCUGUCUUUGGAAAAAAGGUGAAAUCAAAAGUUUUUCUUAGAGCUCUGAGAUGUUUUAAGCUCAUGGUUUUAUUCCCAUUCCAGCUCUCUGGGGCUUCAGAGAAGUGGGAACAAGAAGGCGUUUGUAUCGUCUUCUGGUUACCUACAUCCACCUUCCGUGGUGCUUUAGCUGCGCAGAAACUGGGGCAUCAUGGGGAUCCCAGGGAGGGAGGCAGGAGGAUUUCUGAACCUUUCUCAGUGGCAUUUGGGUCCUUAUCCAGGAUCAGUGGGAGUGAAGGCCAAAAAACAGUGGCCUGCUCACUUAGAAACUUCUCAAGGAAUUCUCUCUCAAGAGCAAACCCAGGUGGGAAAUAGAUACUUGAAAAUUUUUUCUCUCUGCAGAAGAGUGGUGGUUAACCUUGGCUGCACAUUGGAAUCACAUGGCAAGUUAAAAAUACUGCUCCCUGGGCUGCUCCCCCCAACCCACCCACCCAGGGAUUCUGAUUUAAUCAGUCCAGGCAUCAGGAUUUUAUUCUGUAAAAUUAUUUUAUAUUCACAGAUCACGCCUGCUUCCCUGAAUGUUAACACCUAUAACCUUGGUGCACUUAUCAAAAUUAAAAAAUUAACACUGGUACAAAACUAUUAACUAAAUUACAGACUUCAUUUGGGUUUUUAUCAAAUUUUCCAUAAUGUCCUUUUCUGUUGCAGGACCCAACCCAGGACACCAAGUUGCAUUUAGAGCUAUUGCCUUUUUUCCUCUUUUUCUCCUAUAACUUUUUACUUUGAAAUAAUGACAGAUUCAUAGGAAGUUGCAAGGAUAGAGGUCCCAUGUAUCCUUCCCCCAGUUUUCCUCCAUGAUUACACUGUCUUACAUAGUUAGAGUUCAGUAUGAAAACCAGGAAUCUGACUCUGGUGCAAUGUGGGUAUGUAGUUCUGUAGCAUAUCACAUGUAGAUUUGUGUAACCGCCACUUCAGUCUAGAUACAGAACUGUUCCUCACUAGGAUCUCCCUCCAACAGAUGCUCUUAAAGCCACACCCAGCCCCUCUGGCCACUACCCGUAAUCCCUGGCAACCACUAAUCUGUACAUCAUCUCUGUAAUUUUGUCAUUUGAAGAAUGCUGUAUAAAUGGGGUCCUGUGGUAUGUAAGUGUGGGGACUGGCUUUCUUCACUCGGCGCAUUGUUCUGGGGUCUCCUCCAGGCUGUUGCACAUGUCAGUCAGUUGUUGCUUCAUGAUUGCUGUGUGGUAUUCCACCACAGACUCGCUGUCCUAUAUAAGGACAUCUGGGUGGGUUCCGGUUUUUGGCUAUUCCAAAUAAAGCUGCUAUGAACAUUCAUCACA
This is a messenger RNA of Dama dama (fallow deer), 4300 nucleotides long. RefSeq names its product cyclin and CBS domain divalent metal cation transport mediator 3 (gene CNNM3). Gene Ontology annotation, biological process: magnesium ion homeostasis; transport. Gene Ontology annotation, cellular component: plasma membrane. Gene Ontology annotation, molecular function: transmembrane transporter activity. The transcript has 9 exons. The record is from RefSeq and is a predicted model, not a curated record. The coding region runs from base 1 to 2115 and encodes 704 amino acids. Lineage: Eukaryota; Metazoa; Chordata; Mammalia; Artiodactyla; Cervidae.